Trichomonas vaginalis G3 is the source of this 1734-nucleotide messenger RNA. Its product is annotated as foie gras family. The coding region runs from base 1 to 1734 and encodes 577 amino acids. Lineage: Eukaryota; Parabasalia; Trichomonadida; Trichomonadidae. The record is from RefSeq and is a predicted model, not a curated record. The transcript has a single exon.
AUGAAUUCUUCUUCUGAACUAAUUAACAAGCUAUUAACAAUUGGUAAGAAACUUGAAGAAACAAAUUAUGCAUCAGCAGAACCAAUUCUUGAACAACUUAAUGUUCAAACGCUUGAUGAAGCAAUAAAAAUAUUAGAAAACGAAAAGGAGAGAUAUUCUACAAGGAAUUUCCACCCAAUUGCAGCCCAGAUAACUAUUUUACUUGCUUUGGCAUAUCGUAUUGAAGGAGAUUUGAAAACUUGGCUUCAAUACAUCUUAAGAUGCUUGCAUCCGACUUACAGACGCUAUUUAAAUGAUCUUGUACAAAAUACAUUCGAAAAACAUAUCUCAAGCUGCGAAAAUAUUACAAUCGAAGUUAAAAAUGUUCCAACACCUUUCGAAUUCAGCUCUGGCUUCUCUACGCAUUCUAUAAUGCCAAACCAAAAGCCAACCGUUCUUCUUUUAAUGAAGUCUGCCUUAAAAUCUCCCUUAAAAGCAAAAAAUAUUAUCGUCAAUGUAAAACAUUCAAUAAGUGGAGUGACGUCUCAUGUACUAAUUGAUGAAUUUGACCUUAACGGUGGCUCAAUUAAGAAGGCAUCCUUGGAAAUUGGUAAAUUUGCUUCCGGUUCGUUAAAUAUCGCUUCAAUCUCAAUGAAUUUGGGAGGAGCAACCCUUAUAUUUGAUAAAUUUGCUACGAUCGGAUGUGAUGAAGCCGUAAUUUUCCCGUUUGACCAUGAAUGCGAAUUCAGCUCAAAUAUACCAGAAUUUGGAGUUGUUAACUCACCAUUCCCUAUUAAACUACUUUGCAAAGACAUUCCGUUCGGUGCAAUCGCUCAACAUACAAAAAUUGAGAUAUUAAAUGAAAAAGAUUCAUUUAACUUCUUGAAUUCGCAAAAUCCUCAAAUAUUUGAAUCAUCAAUCCAAACUCCUGAUAAGUCUACUGAAACAACUGCUGAAAUCCUUGUAAAACAGCCAUGUACACUUGAAAUUUCGAUUACUGCAUCAGUUUGUUUCGGAAUUGUUACAUCAAAGUGGCAUAAGACAUAUUCCAUUGAAUUCUAUAACGCUUUCAACUCAGAAUUCACAAUUGUCAAUCCUGAAUUUAAAUUUUCCGCAAGAUUGCCACGAGAAAUCGUCCAACUUGAGCAGCAAGCGAUAUUGAUAUCAACCUUUGCAUGUAACUGUCCGAAUGCAGUUACAAUCACUAAUAUUGUUACAAAAGCAACAAAUAAUAUUAGUGUAAUAGAUAAUCCAUCGAUUUUCCCUGUUCGUGUAAGUUCCUCAGAAGUUUUAUCAUAUUCUUCGUUCUUUACACCUCAUCCUGGCUCAAUUUCCGGUCCUUUGGGGCAAAUUGAAAUUUAUUUCCAUGAUAAAGACUACAAUGAGAUGAAAUAUAUUACAAUAUUGCCAGAAAUCAAUAUACUUGAAAAAGUUGUUGAUGUUAGACUUGAUUUACCUACAGAAAUUGAAGAAAAGAAGAUAUACACAGUUAAUUUAAUUGGAAGAUCAAUGAGAGGUCCUCUUCCAGUUGAUUUUAUUCUUUCUAGUUCCGAAUCAAUCCUAUUUGAUGGCGAAACUUCAAAGAAAAUCCGACUUACAGAUCAAAUGGAAACUUUGCUAACUUUGAAAUUCAUGGCUAUUAAAACAGGAACAAUAAAUUUCCCAACUGUUUCGUUACAGCUCAUUAAUGAUCGCUCAACAGCAAUUAUUUGGGAAUGUACUCCAUCUUUGUUUGUUAGAUAUCAACACGAUUGA